AUUAAGCUCUUGCAAAAAGGGCUUGGUUCUGUAACAGACUUCUACAAUAAAUACUGGGGUUGCACUUGCCUCUGGUGCCUGGCCCUCCAGUUCACGAUGGAGGGGUCCGUUUUCUACCUGGUGACUGCCCUCCUGGUCCUUUUCCCAACUUCUUCUUACAGCCAACUCUACACCAUGCUUGUCCCUGAUGUCAUGUGGCUCGAGAGUGAAGAGCAGAUUGUGGUGGAGGCUCAUGGGCUCAAUGUUGCCACAGACGUGACCAUCUCUGUCCAUGAUUUCCCACAGAAGAGGAACACCUUGUACCUGAUCAGAGCUAACAUGAACCCAGACAAUGGCAUGAUGGUGACACCUCUCAUAAAGGUUCCUGCAAAAGACCUAAACAAGGACUCCAAGAAAAACACCUAUGUCUUAAUCCAGGCUACAUGUCCUCAAUUCACUCUUGAGAAGGUGGUUUUGGUCUCCUUCCAAAGUGGCUAUAUCUUCACCCAGACAGACAAAACCAUCUACACACCUGGAUCCCCAGUGCGCUAUCGUGUUUUCUCUAUGGGUCAUGGCCUGGAACGUUUGGACAAAAAUGUGAUUGUUGAAUUUGAGACACCAGAAGGCGUUAUUGUUAGCCAGAAUACCUUCAAUCCCGCAGCACCUGGCACCCAGUCCUUCAAUCUACCUGAGACUGUCAGUUUGGGAACCUGGAAUGCUGUGACUAAAUAUCAAGAUUCCCCGCAGGAGUCCUUCAGAACACCAUUUGAAGUCAAAGAAUAUGUAUUGCCAAGUUUUGAAGUUGACAUUGAACCAUCAGAAAAGUUUUAUUAUGUUGAUACCGACAGAAAUUUCAAUGUGGCUAUCACUGCAAGGUACCUUUAUGGGAAGAAAGUCGAAGGUGUCGCCUUUGUCCUCUUUGGAGUGAAAAUUGACGAUGACAAAAAGAGUAUUGCAGACUCACUCAGGAGAAUUCCAAUUCAAGAAGGGGAGGGAGAAGCAGUGCUGACAAAAGAAAUGCUUCUGACCCGAUUUCGCAACCCGCAUGAGCUUGUUGGGCACUCUCUCUACAUCUCUGUAACAGUGAUGACAGAAUCAGGGAGCGAUAUGGUGGUGGCUGAGAGAAGCGGCAUUAAAAUAGUGACAUCUCCCUAUCAGAUCCUCUUCACUAAAACCCCAAUGUUUUUCAAGCCAGGGAUGCCUUAUGAACUGAUGGUGUUUGUCACCAGCCCUGAUGGUUCCCCAGCUGCCCGUGUCCCUGUGAUAUCAGAGCCCAUUCGGGCUGAGGCAACCACCCAGAACGAUGGGACAGCCAAGCUGAUCCUGAACACACCAGUAGACAGACAAGAGCUGAGAAUAACUGUAAAAACCAAUGAAGCAAGACUACCAAAUGAACGCCAGGCAACCAAGACUAUGGUGGCUGCAGCCUACCAAACCCAGGGUGGCUCUGGAAACUUUCUCCAUUUAGCAGUUUCAUCUGUAGAGCUCAAGGCUGGGGACAACUUACCCAUCAACUUCAACAUUCGAAGCAACAAUCAAAAUGUCCUGAACCAAGUCCAAUAUUUCACCUACAUAAUCUUGAGUAAAGGGAGCAUACUCAAGGUUGGGAGGCAACCCAGAGCUCCUGGGCAGAAUCUAGUGACCAUGUCUCUGCCCAUCACCCCCAAACUCAUCCCUUCCUUCCGAGUUGUGGCUUACUACCAAGUGGGGAACAGCGAGAUUGUGGCUGACUCUGUCUGGGUGGAUGUGAAGGAUACCUGCAUGGGAACGCUGGUUGUGAAAGGAGCAACUGCAGCCGACAAUCGAAUUCAUCAGCCAGGAGAUGCAAUGAAAAUCAAAGUGGAAGGGGAUGCGAAUGCUCGGGUUGGCCUUGUGGCUGUGGACAAAGCUGUCUAUGUUCUGAACAAAAAGCAUAAGAUAAGUCAGACUAAGAUCUGGGAUACAGUAGAAAAAAGUGACAUUGGCUGUACCGCUGGCAGCGGUAGGAACAAUGUAGGUGUGUUUGAAGAUGCUGGGUUGGCCCUGGAGACCAGCAACAAGCUUUCCACGAAACAAAGAUCAGAUCUGAAGUGCCCCAAAGUUGCAAAACGGAGACGCCGUCGCUCUAUACAGUUACUGGAGUCUAAAACAGGCAAAGCGGCUCAGUAUACUGACAAGAAGAUCCGAAAGUGCUGUGAAGAUGGGAUGUUUGAAAAUCCAAUGGGAUACAGUUGUGAAAAGCGUGCAGAAUACAUUGAUGAUCAAAAUGAGUGCAAGAAUGUAUUCCUUGAAUGUUGCCGUUUCAUCAAAAACAUACGAGAUCAGAAUCAACGAGAGGAAGAACUUCAACUGGCAAGAAGUGACAAUGAGGAGUUUAUUACAGAAGAAGAGGAUAUUGUCUCCAGGACUGAAUUUCCAGAGAGUUGGUUGUGGGAAACGAAAGUGCUGACUGAGGCUCCUAAUGAUCAAGGGAUCUCAUCCAAAUUAGUGUCGUUUUACCUGAAGGAUUCCAUCACAACCUGGGAAGUGUUGGCUGUGAGCAUUUCAGAAACAAAAGGCAUCUGUGUAGCUGAUCCUUAUGAAAUAACUGUCAUGAAAGACUUCUUUAUGGAUCUAAGGCUUCCUUACUCAGUAGUCAGGAAUGAGCAGGUGGAGAUUCGAUGUGUUCUCUACAACUACGGGUCAGAAUUGAUCAAGGUACGAGUGGAGCUGAUGCACAACCCGGCCUUCUGCAGCGCUUCCACUUCCAAGCAGCGCUACAGGCAUGAUAUCACUAUCAUGGGCCAGUCCUCCACGGCAGUGCCGUUUGUGUUGGUCCCUCUUGAGUUGGGAUUCCAUGACAUCGAGGUCAAAGCAGCUGUCUGGAAUGUCUUGGUGUCCGAUGGUGUGAAGAAGAAGCUCCGGGUUGUGCCUGAAGGGAUGCGAAGAACAAUUGUGAAUGUCAUUCAAUUGGAACCAUCUACAAAAGGAAAAAAUGGAGUCCAAGAAGAGCUGGUGAAAGCUAAGCCCUUAGAAGACAUUGUUCCUGGAACUGAAACGGAGACCAAAAUCAGCGUCCAAGGAGACCCUGUGGCUCAGAUUGUUGAACAAUCAAUUGACGGAAGCAACCUGAAACAUCUCAUCAUAACACCUUCUGGGUGUGGAGAGCAGAACAUGAUCACCAUGACACCAUCGGUUAUUGCCACCCACUAUCUAGACACCAUGGAGCAAUGGGAGAAGGUUGGGGUGAAUCGCAGGGCUGAAGCCAUCAAGCAGAUUUUGCAAGGUUAUGCUCAGCAGAUGACAUACAAGAAACCAGACCACUCCUAUGCAGCUUGGAUACAUCGCCCAUCUAGCACCUGGCUAACAGCAUAUGUAGUGAAAGUCUUUUCCUUGGCUUCCAAAAUUGUAUCGACUAUUGAUGUCCAGAUUGUCUGCGGAGGUGUGAAGUGGCUGAUUCUGGAGAAACAAAAGCCAGAUGGGGUUUUCAGUGAAGAUGCCCCUGUGAUUCAUGGAGAGAUGGUGGGAGGCUAUAAGGGUGCUGAACCAGAAGCGGCAUUAACAGCUUUUGUCCUGAUUGCAUUGCUGGAAUCCAAAAGUCUCUGUGAGCAACAUGUCAACGUUCUAGAUAGAAGUAUCAACAAAGCUGCUGACUUUUUAGAGAAGAAAUAUGAUUCAUUGCAAAGGCCUUAUACAACAGCGCUGACAGCCUACUCUUUGGCCCUGGCAGGGAGACUGAAUGAUGACAGAGUCCUCAUGGCAGCAUCAACAGGCGGGAACCGCUGGGAAGAAUAUAAUGCCCGUACCUACAACAUUGAAGGCAGCUCCUAUGCCUUGCUGGCCCUGAUGAAAAUGAAGAAGUUUGAGAAUACUGGCCCUAUUGUUAAAUGGCUGACAGAACAGAAAUAUUAUGGGGGAACAUACGGACAAACCCAGGCAACCAUCAUGGUGUUCCAAGCUCUUGCCCAGUACGAGAUCGACAUACCAACCCAUAAGGACUUGAACCUGAAUGUUGCCAUCAAAUUGCCGGAACGUCAAGAUCCAAUUCAGUACAGAAUUAACUAUGAGACUGCCCUUCUGGCCAGAUCAGCAGAGACCAAACUCAAUGAAGAUUUCACUGUGCAGGCCUCAGGCCAAGGAAAAGCAACAAUGACGGUUAUGACAGUGUAUAAUGCACAGACCAAAGCAGAUGCAACUCAGUGCAAGAAAUUCACCCUUGAUGUUACUGUGAAACCCCUCCAGCUGAACCAGAAGGAGCUAAAGGGAUCCCUUCAGGCGAUCGAGAUCAAAAUGUGUAUCAGAUAUCUUGGUAAUGUUGAUGCUACAAUGUCCAUCAUUGAUGUCUCCAUGCUCACGGGUUUUGCACCUGAUAUUAGUGACCUUAAAAGGCUUUCUGAGGGCGUCGACAGAUUUAUCUCCAAGUAUGAACUUAACAAAGGCUACACUGAAAGAGGGAGUCUUGUCAUUUACUUGGACAAGGUUUCUCAUACAAAUGAUGAAUGUGUGCAGUUUAAAGCGCACCAGUUUUUUGAAGUUGGCCUCAUCCAACCAGCAUCCGUGAAGGUGUACAGCUAUUACAACCUAGACGAGCACUGCAUCAAGUUCUAUCAUCUUCCCAAAGAAAGUGGCCUCCUCAGUAAGAUUUGCCAUGGUGAUGUUUGCCGAUGUGCAGAAGAAAGCUGCUCCUUGCUCAACAAUAUAAACGAAGAGGUGGACGCACAGCUACGCAUUCAACUGGCCUGCAAACCAAGAGUGGAUUAUGUGUACAAAGCCAAGCUGGUUCGAAUAGAAGAGGAAAAUGGUUAUGACAACUACUUCAUGGAAGUUCUGGAAAAGAUUAAAGAAGGGAGUGAUCAAAAUGUAGAAAACAGUCCUCGCAGAUUUAUCAGCCAGAUGAAAUGCAGGGAAACUCUGAAUCUGAAGGAGAACAAUAAUUAUCUGAUCUGGGGUGUCAGUAAUGACCUGUGGCCUGCAAAUAAUGAUGUCUAUUACAUCAUAAGCAAAGAUACCUGGAUUGAGAGGUGGCCAAGUGAGGAUGAAUGCCAAGAUGAAGAAUGGCAAGACCUAUGCAAUCACAUUGACCGGUUUGCCAAUACAUUGAUGUUUACGGGGUGCGACAUCUAACUGGAAUUGCUCUCUGUGUAUUAAAUAUAGAACACUGUUUUUGGGGUAAUGCUCAAAAGUCGUAUUUCCUCCUGAAUUUUUAGAUUAUAUCUCUUAUUUUUUUGUUUUCCUUUCCCCUGCUUCAAUUUGUUUAUAUAUAAAAUAAAGGCCUAAUUUCUCAA
This is a messenger RNA of Anolis sagrei ordinatus, 5222 nucleotides long. Lineage: Eukaryota; Metazoa; Chordata; Lepidosauria; Squamata; Anolidae. The record is from RefSeq and is a predicted model, not a curated record.